Molecule: messenger RNA, 1863 nt
Organism: Melanotaenia boesemani (Boeseman's rainbowfish)
Lineage: Eukaryota; Metazoa; Chordata; Actinopteri; Atheriniformes; Melanotaeniidae
Product: cationic amino acid transporter 2 family protein
Exons: 11
Coding region: 1-1863 (620 amino acids)
Biological process (GO): amino acid transport; transmembrane transport
Cellular component (GO): plasma membrane
Molecular function (GO): amino acid transmembrane transporter activity
Source: RefSeq, a predicted model, not a curated record
AUGUCUGGUGCAAAGGUGCUGCUGUUCCUGCAGAGUUUGAUGCGCAGGAAACCUCUUGAGCCUGAAGGCGAAGUCUCCAACUUCCGCCGCUGCCUGACCACCCUUGACCUGGUGGCUCUUGGGGUUGGCAGUACACUGGGGGCUGGUGUAUAUGUGUUGUCAGGAGAGGUCGCCAGGACUGUAGCUGGACCAAGUAUCAUUAUCGCCUUUCUGAUAGCGGCUGUGGCCUCCGUCUUUGCAGGGCUGUGUUAUGCUGAAUUUGGAGCUCGUGUUCCCAAAACAGGCUCUGCCUAUCUCUACAGCUAUGUGACCGUGGGGGAGAUAUGGGCUUUUAUUACUGGCUGGAACCUGUUGCUCUCUUAUGUCAUUGGGACAUCAAGUGUAGCCAGAGCUUGGAGUGGGACCUUUGAUGACCUCAUUGGAAACGUCAUUGCCCAUUCUCUGGGAAAACAUGCUGCGAUGGAUUUACCUGGAUUAGCUCCCUACCCAGACUUCUUUGCUGCUGGCCUGAUAAUGGUCUUGGCAGGGAUCCUUGCAUUUGGUGUUAAAGAGUCAGCAAUCGUAAAUAAGAUUUUUACAGCCAUUAACGUCUUAGUGUUGCUGUUUGUUAUCCUUGCUGGCUUCAUAAAGGGUGACAUCUCCAACUGGUACACUAAUGAAGACACUCUCCUUAACAGAUAUGUGACAUGUUUGUUACUUUUCAGAAACAGUACAUUCUUGAAUAGAACCAGCGAAUAUGGCAGUGGAGGAUUUUUUCCUUUUGGCAUCGCAGGAACAUUAGCAGGAGCAGCCACUUGCUUUUAUGCAUUUGUUGGAUUUGACUGCAUUGCCACAACAGGAGAAGAAGUUCAGAACCCCCAGAAGUCGAUCCCACUUGGAAUAGUAGCAUCCCUCCUCAUCUGCUUUCUGGCUUAUUUUGGAGUGUCGGCUGCCUUGACUCUUAUGAUGCCGUACUAUUUGCUUAGUGUUCACAGUCCUCUGCCUGUGGCAUUCUCUUACAUUGGUUGGGGACCUGCAAAGUACGCAGUGGCUGUUGGAUCCCUCUGCGCACUGUCAACAAGCCUACUGGGAUCAAUGUUCCCGAUGCCCCGUGUUCUCUUUGCCAUGGCCAGGGAUGGACUUCUCUUUAGACCUCUAAGUAAAAUGAGUGACAGACAAAGUCCUGUCAUAGCUACACUGGCCUCAGGGAUUGUAGCAGCUGUAAUGGCAUUAUUGUUUGACCUGAAGGCGCUGGUUGACAUGAUGUCAAUUGGAACCCUCUUUGCCUACACACUGGUCGCCAUUUGUAUUCUCAUAUUAAGGUAUGAAUCAUAUCAAGCUGACCUUGGUGAGGAUUCAAGUUUAAGCAAAGCAGAGCCCUUCUCAAUUGGUGGAGUAUUGUGUCCUCCUUCCGAAGCAACCAUAAGGACAUCAAAAAAUGUGUCAAUUUUAACCGUCUCUAUAGUCUUUUUAGCUAUCAUCCUUAGUGUCUUCAUAUCAGGAACCAUAGAUGCCCUGCAGGCCCUUCACUGGUGGAGUAUACUUUGUGUCUUUGUGCUUGUGCUGAUGCUGGUCCUUACUGUGCUUAUCAUUUGGAGACACCCACAGAGUACAACCAAAGCUGCUUUCAUGGUUCCUUUUGUGCCAUUGCUCCCUGCUUUCAGCACAUUUGUAAAUGUUUAUCUUAUGGUUCAACUUGGAUCAGACACUUGGAUCCGUUAUGCAGUGUGGAUGUCAGUAGGUUUGCUCAUCUAUUUUGGUUACGGUGUGCACCACAGUGUGCAAAAACAAAGGCUUGAAGAUUCACAGAACCGAGUCAGUUUUUACAGCAUUAACACCUCUAUGGGACAAAACACUGAACCCCAACAGGAUCUUAAUGGAUAG